Ctenopharyngodon idella (grass carp) is the source of this 4294-nucleotide messenger RNA. RefSeq names its product tumor protein p53 binding protein, 2a (gene tp53bp2a). The record is from RefSeq and is a predicted model, not a curated record. Gene Ontology annotation, molecular function: p53 binding. Gene Ontology annotation, biological process: regulation of apoptotic process. Gene Ontology annotation, cellular component: nucleus. NCBI's taxonomy places the organism in Eukaryota, Metazoa, Chordata, Actinopteri, Cypriniformes, Xenocyprididae.
GAAUUGGGGUACAACGAUAUGUAUAUAUUUUCUAAGGGCAAAAAACAACAAGCCGCCAUCUUGGCCCGAGGUUUUCCAGAGGGAUGAGCUUCCCGUGCGUGACGUCACGCUCUCCCUCAGCAGCAACAGGCGUCUGAACGACGGCGGAAUAUCACAAGGAAGAAAAAACACUUUGGACUGUAAUAAGAGACACUGAAAAUUCACUUCCGCGUGAACAUUUGAAUACUUCUUUGGUAAAUAAAACUAUCUUCGAUAUUCGUGAUCUGUCCGAUGUUCGCGAGCAAAAACUCUCGCGGUUGGAAAGUUUGGGAAGGCCUCUGACGUCACACGCUUCGGCACUUGUUUUAUCUAACAUGAAACUGGUCGUUUUUGCUUAACUAACAUCUUACUUUGAUUUAUAACUUUACUAAAACAGUAAACAAUCACACAUUCCGAUCCGGAUUGGAAAACAUCCUCAGACGCGACGCGAAAAUGAUGCCGAUGUUCCUGACUGUGUAUCUCAGCAACAAUGACCAGCACUUCACCGAGGUGCCCAUCACCCCUGAGACGGUGUGUCGUGAUGUGGUCGAUCUGUGCAGAGACCCCGGCGACAGCAGCUGUCAUCUGGCUGAAGUGUGGCGAGGCUCCGAGCGGGCAGUAGGCGAGAGCGAGAAGAUGAUGGAUCUGUUGCUGCAGUGGGGACAGGCGAGGCCUGAGGUCCGGUUCUUUCUGCGUCACGGCAGAGCGCCCGGCCAACUGUCAGACUCCAGGACUUUGAAUCAGAAGAGGAACGGCGUGAAGAAACCCGCUGACAGACGGCCGGAGAACGGGGUAAGCAGCCCGUGGAUGGACAUGACCCUAGCAGAGCUGCAGGAGAUGGCGGCCAGACAACAGCGACAGAUCGACGGCCAGCAACAACUCCUGGCCUCUAAGGAGCAGCGUCUGCUCUUCCUGAAGCAGCAGGAGCACAGGCAGCAGCAGACCACUUCAGAGCAGAAGAAGCUCCAGCAUCUGAGGGACGCGGUGGAGAAACAGGAGGCACAGCUGAAGAUGGUCCGAGCUCUGAAGGGUCAGGUGGAACAGAAACGCCUCAGCAAUGGAAAACUUGUUGAACAGGUUGAGCAGAUGAACAGUCUACUCCAUCAGAAGCAGAAAGAGCUGGUUGUAGCCGUGUCUAAAGUGGAGGAACUGAGCAAACAGCUGGAGACCCUUAAGAACGGACAGCUGGAUGCGCUUCACAGUAACCAGAGCUCUGUGGCCGAUUUGGACAGACUCUACAGGGAACUGCAGAUGAGGAAAAACAUCAACCUGGAGCAAAACACGAAACUACAGCAGCAGAGAGAAAACUUGAACAAGAGGAACCAAGAGGUGGCCAACAUGGACAAACGAGUGAACGAACUGAGAGAUCGCUUGUGGAAGAAGAAAGCUGCCCUACAGCAGAAAGAGAACCUUCCUUUGCCUUCAGAUGGGCAGACGGCGCAGCAGACAGGAGUGUCCCGUGUGGCUGCUGUCGGCCCUUAUAUCCAGUCUUCCACGAUGCCCAGGGGCCCCAGUAAACAAGACCUGCUUAUUAAAAACACUUACCCCGACGGCACAGCAACGGUACCGCAUCAGGAGAAGAGCGCUCGACCCGGAUCAGGUCUGCAAUCAGCAAAAGCGUCCUCAAAGUUGUCUAACUGGAGUGCUGCCAAUACGAAGUCCGCCGGUAAUAAUGGGUCCACCAGUCUCCCACGCUUGGUGACCCAGGCAUCUAAAAACCAAGAUAAAGCAGACGUGCUGAAACGGGACCCCAGGGUGCGCCCCGCCUCCAUGUUUGAGUCCAUUGAACCGCCUGCAGCUUCUUUACGGAAGAAUCAGAGCAGCGAAGACCUUGCGAGAGACAUCCAGAAUGCCAUCAAGAACACCGUCAAGGUUCCUCCUCCAGUUCCGACUAAACCUAAACAGGCCAACCUGCCCUCUGGUGGCCAGAUGGGAUAUGGCAAGACGGCCGUCAAUGCCGGUACCUUCCCAGGGAAGAGUAAAUCUUCCGCUCAGCAGCCGCCCACUGGCUCCCAGUCUGCUUUAUCACAGGGAGGUACUUUACCCCUUCCCUCCAAGCUAGAGGCUCCUCCAGCGGCCACCGUACACCCCUUCAGCCUGGAUCCUCCUGGAACCAAAGACUCCGGUGGGCAAAUCCUGCACAAGCCGCAGAUGCUGACCACCAGCUCCAUCUACUCCAUGUACACACAGCAGCCCGCAGCUGGCAAAGCGCAGCAGCAGAGCGCGCAGGGAGCGCUGGGCCGAGCCCAGACCCGCAGCAGCAAUUUCAUCAGUGUUUAUGGGAAGCCAGUGACGUCCACAGGCCAGCAGUCUCAAAGCCAGUACCCUGAGAACCCGUACCUGGACCCGCCCAGUGGCCCGGAAAUAGAGCGGGACCACAGUCCUGCUCCAGAAACCCAGGAGACAGAGCGUAUUCCCAGACCUCUCAGUCCCACCAAACUGCUGCCCUUCAUCUCAAACCCCUACCGCCACCAGAGCGACGUGGACCUGGAGGCUCUCCGGAAGAAGCUCUACAACGCGCCCAGACCCCUCAAGAAACGCAGCUCCAUCACGGAGCCCGAGGGCCCCGGGGGCCCCAACAUUCAAAAGCUCCUGUACCAGAAGACCACUCUCGCCGCGAUGGAGACCACAGUGAGUCCUGCUGGAGAAGAGGAGAAGGAGACGGUGGCAGAAGCUCCCAAAGCUGAUGAAGCGGCACUCGAGCGACCUGAUCAAACUCUUCCUGAGCCGCUGGCAUCCACAGAAACAGAAGCGGAGGACGUCCCUCCUCCACCGCCUCCACACCCGGCCCCACAGCCCGACACUGAAUUCUUACUUCCACCUCCUCAGCCGGCCAGCCCUCCUCCUCCUCCACCUCCUCCCGCUGAGAGCUUCGUAGAGGACUUCCCUCCAUAUCCUCCACCUCCUUAUCCCAGUGGAGCGGAGCAGGAGCCUCCUGAAGACACAUUUAACAUGAAGCCACCAGAGGUCACCGGACAGGUUCCCUUUCCACCCGGUAAGAGGACGAACCUGCGUAAGGCCGGAUCGGAGCGCAUCGAGCACGGCAUGAGAGUGCGCUUCAAUCCUCUGGCUCUGUUACUGGACUCGUCUCUGGAGGGAGAGUUCGAUCUGGUGCAGCGGGUCAUAUACGAGGUGGAGGAUCCGAGUCAGCCAAACGAUGAGGGCAUCACUGCGCUCCAUAAUGCAGUGUGUGCCGGUCACACGGAGAUUGUUAAAUUCCUGGUGCAGUACGGAGUCAAUGUCAACGCGGCUGACAGUGACGGAUGGACACCCCUGCACUGUGCAGCGUCCUGUAAUAACGUGCAGGUGUGCAAGUUCCUGGUGGAGUCUGGGGCGGCCGUGUUCGCCAUGACCUACAGCGACAUGCAGACGGCAGCUGAUAAGUGUGAGGAGAUGGAGGAAGGCUACACACAGUGCUCUCAGUUCCUCUACGGCGUCCAGGAGAAGAUGGGCAUCAUGAACAGAGGGGUGGUGUAUGGUCUGUGGGACUAUGAAAGUGAGCAGGAUGACGAGCUGUCGUUCAGAGAGGGCGACAGCAUGUCUGUGAUCCACAGGGAGGACGAGGACGAGACGGAGUGGUGGUGGGUGCGCAUGGGAAACAUAGAGGGGUACAUACCCAGAAACCUGCUGGGGUUGUAUCCGAGAAUCAAACCUCGCCAAAGGAGUCUGGCUUAAAUGAACAGACGUACAGUCGCUCUGACACCAAUCAAUCCAUCAACACUAGUUAACCUCUGCAUGUACCUGUUAGUCCCAUGUGAUGUUACAGUGAUGCUCAUUCCUUGUGCCUCUUUUCACACUAUCAUUGAGUAGAAUUAGGUGAUUAGAAUGUACUUUAUAUUUGUAAAUCAAGACUUUUUCACUGAAAUGUAUUUUCACAAGUUAUUGUGGCCUGUGUUUUGCAUCACAGCCUGAGGUAUUCAGCGCUUUAAUGAAGGGUUUUUAGACACAGGCCAAUCGGCAAUAUUUUUAUGUUUUUCUCAUGUGCACAAUGUUUAACAACUGAAAUUUAAAUGAAUUUGUUUAACCGUGCUGGAAAAGUGGGGUUAUUACAGUGAAUUUCUGGCUCAAUUGUGAGAAUUCAUGGAGACUUUGAAGUCGGUGAGCAGUCAGAAGUGCUGGGACUGGAGAUGAACGCAAGAUUGUGAUGUUCCCGCCGGCAGACACAGAUUUUAUGAUGCAUUCCUUUCUUCUGUUCAGCAAACAAACCCUGCGUUUGUACAUGUUCAGCCUCUUUGACAAACCAACUGAUCAAAAAAUAAAAGAACACUGAACAGUU